This is a messenger RNA of Prorocentrum cordatum, 894 nucleotides long. The record is from the annotation of a GenBank genome assembly. NCBI's taxonomy places the organism in Eukaryota, Dinophyceae, Prorocentrales, Prorocentraceae.
AUGAUGGCUCGUUUCUUGCACAAGACGCGCUUGUGCACUUACUAUGCGAACGGGUACUGCGCCCGAGGGGAAGAUUGCAGCUUUGCGCACAGGAGCGCCGACGUGCGCACAGCUCCGGACUUCUCCUACACUCAGCCGUGCAAGAGUUUUAUGAAGACCGGGAAGUGCAUGCAGGGCGACGCCUGCAAGUUCGCCCACGCCCUGGGCAAGAUGUUGCCUUGGAAGUGCAGCGAGGCGGAGCACGACGAUCACGGCUCGCGGUGCAACCUCGAGGAGCGCACGCGGGAGUGCGACCAACCGAGGGCCGUGCAGCGCGAGCGGCAGCAACGCGCAUCGUGCUUGUCCCCGUGGGCCCUCGACGGGCGCUCCGUGACCGCCGGCCCAGCCCCACGUCUGCGGGAGGUGCCCGCGCUCCGUGGGCGGGAGCUGCCGUCGCUGAAGGCCACCGUCAAGCGCUCGUUCCUCCACUUCUUCGUGGCGAAGGAGGAGGCCCGCGACAUUCACUGCGCCCUUCAUGAUUGCGACAUCGGUUUCCUGGAUUUCUUCUUCCUCGCCGACUUCGCCUACCACGACGUCCUCUACACGACAGCGCAAUCCUGCCUGGCAUUGACGAUUGCGACGUUAACGCGCGGACGCACGAGUACUACUACGACUGGACCGAGCACGACAACUACUCGAAGUCCACCACAGCGCCCGUCGCCACCAUGGUGCCCAAGAUGGCUCAGAACUCCAGCUGGCAGCUGCCACAACAAACAGUGGCACCAGCAGCAGCACCAGCAACGACACCAACAACACCAAGGGGACACCACAGGAGCCCCUCGGACACAAUGGCGCGCCCGCCCGACGUCGUCGCAGCCAAACGCCACGCCCUUCCACCUCCGACCUACGCUCUAA